Messenger RNA from Helicoverpa zea (corn earworm), 662 nucleotides. It is a transcript of the gene ND-PDSW, whose product is annotated as NADH dehydrogenase [ubiquinone] 1 beta subcomplex subunit 10. The transcript is spliced from 4 exons. Bases 82 to 573 code for a protein of 163 amino acids. Lineage: Eukaryota; Metazoa; Arthropoda; Insecta; Lepidoptera; Noctuidae. The record is from RefSeq and is a predicted model, not a curated record.
AAAGUGACAGUAAAACUAGUGCCUGUCAAAAUCCAACCCUUACAUUAUUUUUCAUUUCCAGGUUGGUUUUACAUUUUAAUCAUGACGAAGGAAGGCGAAGCGCCUUAUAAAGAUGAUAAUAUAUUUAGAGCGUUUAUGAGUGCUCUUUACGCGACCAUCGAUGCGCCUGUAACUCAAUUCCGAGAGAAAAUCGUUGAGCCGAACCAGAAGAAGUACCCAUGGUACCACCAGAAGUUCCGCCGCGUACCUACCAUCGAUCAGUGCUACGAUGAUGACGUGCUCUGCGAUUUCGAAGCGAACUCCCAGUUUAAACGUGAUAGAGCUGUGGACUCUGAAAUCUUAGCCAUCUUGCGUCAACGUUUUGAGGACUGCAUGGUGUAUGAAAACCCUGACCACCAUGCUAAGUGUAAACCUCUUUGGGAAAAAUACAAGGAUGGUGAAGAAGCCUGGUUCAUCAAAUAUGGUGAUCUCGGAGCUUACGGUGAUGCUCGCAAGGCGUACAUGAAGCAAAAGCACCGCAUGAUUUGGGAGAGGCGCCACGGAAACCUUUCCAACUUAACUACUGGUAAAUGAAUUCUUGGCUCACAGUGCCACGAUGAAUUGUGUUAAUGUCUAAGUAGGUGGUAUAUGCUGUUGAAAUAAAGAAAGUAAAUUAUAGUCCA